Messenger RNA from Jaculus jaculus (lesser Egyptian jerboa), 785 nucleotides. RefSeq names its product mitochondrial ribosomal protein S25 (gene Mrps25). Gene Ontology annotation, cellular component: mitochondrion. The record is from RefSeq and is a predicted model, not a curated record. The coding region runs from base 98 to 619 and encodes 173 amino acids. NCBI's taxonomy places the organism in Eukaryota, Metazoa, Chordata, Mammalia, Rodentia, Dipodidae. The transcript has 4 exons. Gene Ontology annotation, molecular function: structural constituent of ribosome.
CGUGGUUCUCCGCGGGCCAGGUCCGCGCGGCGGCUCUCCGCUUUAGCUCGGGGGUGUCACUGGGUCCGCCGGCGCGGGCCCUUCUGUAGUCGCCACCAUGCCCAUGAAGGGCCGCUUCCCCAUCCGCCGCACCCUGCAGUACCUGAGCCAGGGCGACGUGGUGUUCAAGGAGUCGGUGAAGGUCAUGACGGUGAAUUACAACACGCACGGGGAGCUGGGCGAGGGCGCCAGGAAAUUUGUGUUUUUCAACAUCCCACAGAUCCAGUAUAAGAACCCUUGGGUGCAGAUCAUGAUGUUUAAGAACAUGACGCCAUCGCCCUUCCUGCGCUUCUAUCUAGAUUCUGGGGAGCAGGUCCUGGUGGAUGUGGAGACCAAGAGUAAUAAAGAGAUCAUGGAGCACAUCAGAAAAAUCUUGGGGAAGAAUGAGGAAACCCUCCAGAGGGAGGAGCAGGAGAGGCAGCAGCGCUCUCAUCCAGCCAACUUUGGACCCCGGAAGUACUGCCUGCGGGAGUGCAUGUGUGAAGUGGAAGGGCAGGUGCCCUGCCCCAGAUUGGUGCCCUUGCCCAAGGAGAUGACAGGGAAGUACAAAGCUGCUCUGAGAGCCAGCAUGCAGGACUAAGCAAGGCCACUGUGGACUUGGCUGGUGGUCUCUGUCUGGGGUGGACAUUGGUUACUUUGCCCCCACAGAUGCUGGCAAUCUGCCCACCUACAUAAAAGACUUGGGGAAGAGGGCUGUGGUUACCAGCUGCUGAGUGGUAUCAAUAAAAGACUUAGUCACUUCUGCA